Molecule: messenger RNA, 808 nt
Organism: Nasonia vitripennis (jewel wasp)
Lineage: Eukaryota; Metazoa; Arthropoda; Insecta; Hymenoptera; Pteromalidae
Product: potassium/sodium hyperpolarization-activated cyclic nucleotide-gated channel 1-like
Exons: 3
Coding region: 103-768 (221 amino acids)
Source: RefSeq, a predicted model, not a curated record
GUGCUUUGUUUACGUAGUGUAAUGAUGCACAUUAAAGUUUGGUUAAUAUGGAUAGAUAAUUUUGAAGUUUUGAUUUCACUGUACACUUAUUAGUUUCUAAUUAUGUUGAAUGCACAUCGAUGUGAAUUACCAAAAUCAUCUGAUUUUACUUUACCCAAGCCUAGAAGUUGUUUCUGCUGUUUACCUCGAUUUGAUUCGCUUCAAUCUUGGUUUACAAUUUACGAAAAUCAUCCGAAGUGUAGGCAACACCUGAUAAGUCUAGCUGCAGCAAAUAAGGAAAAGAGGCGUCAUGCCUCGAAUAAAUACUGGUAUAUCAUUCAUCCAUUUAGCAAAAUCAAAUUCUUUUGGGACAUUAUUAUGAUGAUGGUCUACUUUGUUGCUUUCAUUACUAUUCCAUUUUUCAUGUGUUUCGUCGUACUGGACUACGAAAGUGUUCGUUUGGAUAAUGUGAAUCACGCGAUAUAUGUUUUUUGUUGGAUCGAUAUAAUCGGCAAUUGUAUGACAGGAUUAUACGACAAAAAUAAGGAUGAAGUCAUCCUAGAUCAAGGAAUGAUCUUGAAACGAUACUUGCAAAGUUAUUUGUUUAUUGACAUUUUUACAUCGUUACCUUACGAUUACAUAACUUCACCAUGGAGGAAAGUUCCCGGGCCUGAAGAUUCCAUUGUCGCUACUCUUAUUAAUCUCUUACCUUUAUUAAAAUUAAGUCGGUACUUUACUUUCACAUCGCACGUACGGCAAACUUUUCUGGUAAAAAAUUAUACCAUUUGAAAAUAUUUCUUCUUUCAUUAAAAUAUGUUCAUGAUCAAUA